UCCCCCAACUCGUCGUCGUCUUCCCACGCACGCCUCCAACCCUAGCCACCCCUCAUCGGCAUCCUCCUGACAAGCGGCGGCGGCGGCCUCGGCGGCCGUACCGUCUGCGAAGAUGUCGGGAGGCUUCUUCCGGGGGACGUCGGCGGACCAGGACACCCGUUUCUCCAACAAGCAUGCCAAGCUGCUCAAGACGCAGAAGUUCGCGUCCGAGCUUGACCACCAUGUGGACAUGUCGAAGGUGAAGAUGGACGUGAUGAAGCCGUGGAUCGCGACAAGGGUCACCGAGCUUCUUGGGUUCGAGGACGAAGUGCUUAUCAACUUCAUCUACGGCCUGCUCGACGUGAAGGAGGUGGACGGGAAGCACAUACAGAUCCAGUUGACAGGGUUCAUGGAGAAGAAUACAAUUAAGUUCAUGAAGGAGCUGUGGAGCCUCCUCCUUAGUGCACAGCAGAAUGCCAGUGGUGUGCCCCAGCAAUUUUUGGAUGCUAAAGAGGCCGAGAUUCAGCAGAGAAAGGCGGAAGAGGCUAGAAUUGCCCAGGAAAUCCAGAAGAAACGAGAGAAAGAUGGAAGGGACACAGAACUGGAUAAACGCAAAAUGAUUGACGGGGGUACCGGUAAUUCAAGAUUUCAAGGUGAUUCACUUGGCUCUGCUUUAAAUAAUCCUGAUGCCAAUGCUGAGAAAGAGAGGGAAUUGGACUUGAAGCAUAGCUCAAGAACAAAGAGCCGGGAACAUCGCAGACCUAGGAGCACAUCUUUGUCACCUCGUGGUAGGCAGCGAUCUAUUUCUCCGAGAAGGCGUUCUCCAUCCCCUUCCAGGCAAAGAUCAUCACGACGUUCAGUUUCACCUAGACGUUCUGUUUCUCCCCGAAGGCAUUCUCCUAGAAUUGCUCCUUCAGUAUCUAGGCGGAGAUCACCCUAUUCCAGGAGAUCUCCUUCAGUACCGAGAUCCCCAUCGCCUCGGCGGAGAUUUCCUAUUAGGAGGAGAUCUCCACCUUCAGGGCGGCGUAGAACACCAUCUCCCUAUCGCCGCCGGUCUCCACCUCGUCCACCUAGGAGAUCACCAUCUCCUUCUCGCCGGAGGUCACCUGCUCGACGCAGAUUACCAGCUGACAGACACUGGUCCCCGUCUCCGGCAAGACGCAGGCCACGAUCCCCUUCACCUGGAAGACGCAGGCUACGAUCUCCAUCUCCUAGAAGAAAUAGGCCAGAGUCUCCAGGAAGAGGGCAGUCACCAUCACCUCAUCGCUCACCCCAAUUGAGGUCACCAAAACGCGUGAGAAAAUCCCCAAUUUCGAGUAGAGCACUUUCUGCAAAUCGUCAAGUUUCUCCCCAGCGGAGAAGGAGUAUCAGUCCAUACAGCAGGAGUCCAAAUCGUUCCCGUAGGAGUCUGAGUAGAGACACUGAAAAUGGAACAAAUGGUAUGCCUUCCACUAAAGAUAGGGAUGUGGCUCAAAGGAACCGAGGAAGAAAAUCAUAUGUCGAUGGCAGCAAUGAUAGAGAAAUGAGUGGUCAUCGUUCACCAGGCUCUGAACAACGUAGGCUCACAAAUUCCUUGAGGUCUCCUACGAAUGCAGAAAGAGUCUCCACACGUGACAGUCCUUUGAAGAGCACUGGGAAACAUUUACCCAGUCAGGACAGCACAGAUAGCAGUGGGGAUGAGAAAGAAUUGAGUCGUGCAAGAGAAAAUGCACGGAAGGCCAAUUCAUCACGCUUGAAAUCUAAGGAUUUUGACCUGCAACUAAAGGAAGUGGAUGUUGAUAAGUCAAGCCCUAGAGAAAAAUCCCCAUCUAGAUUACAAAAGGAUGGCGGCAAGGAUAUCCCCAGGAAAUAUGACAAUGAAUUAUCAGAUUCAUCAGAAGAUGCACGUGAUAGUAGAAGAACGAGACGCCAGAGUGAUUCUCCUGAUGAUUCUCGUGUGAAACAGCAGUCCCCUGCAAUUGAUAAAAUUAGCAAUGAGCAUGCCAAGGCAGCUUCACAUAAUGCUAAUGUAGCAAAGAAAUAUUCUGGUAAAGUUGGCGAAGCUUCCCUAUCAGAUGUUGGAAGUCCUGUUCAAAAAGCUAAGAAAAGAACAUAUGGGAGUAAUCACAUUGAUCAUCACAGUUCAGGCUCAGAAGAAUCUGAGAAAGACAGAUCUCAUUCUGAGAAACAUAGGCAUAAGAAGGGUCACAAGCAUAAAAGGCAUCACGAUGACAGUUCUGAGUCUAAUUCUGACUCAGAUGGGAAGGAGUCCAAGAGGAGGAGGAGAGAAGAGAAAAAGCUGCGAAAAGAGGAAAGGCGCCUUAGGCGUGAAGAACGGCACCGCAGAAGGGCAGACCGUCAUGCCAGUAAACAAAAAUUGAAGUAUCUUGGUACUUCACCUUCAGAUCUUGAGAAGGAUCUAUCUGGCUCAGAUGCUGAUGUUAAGAAGAAAGGUUCAUACACUCCCAGAGAAGAACCUGAUCCGAACAAACUUGAAGUUGAGCUUCGUCAGAGGGCUCUUGAAUCGUUUAGUGCAAAGAAAUCAAAGCAUGUUGUUACUCCGUCUUCAGAUGUUGAUAAGGAUACUGAAUCUAACUCAGAUGAUGAUGUUAGGAAGAAACUUUUGUAGGCUGUCUGAGAAGAAUCUGAUCAAAACCAACUGAAGAUGAGCUUCAGAAAAAGACCCUUGAAUCUCUUCGGAUCAAAGAAGGCUGCCAAUCACUAGGCUGAGGAAUUUCUCGCAAUGCUUUUGCAUGUUUCUAUUUCUUUAAAGUUGCAUACGUUUUAUGUUAUUGAAGUGUGCUUAUAUGAUACUUGUUUAAUGUUCUGUAUGUUUACGUGGCAGUUGCUCUGAGUAAUUGACGAUUCCUGAGCUGUUUCCUUGUUGCAGCUGCUUUUAUCUGGUAAUGUUUGCUUUUACAUGUUUGUAAGAACCAUAAACCUGAGAAGGAAAUAUUUAUUUUUGUGA
Molecule: messenger RNA, 2926 nt
Organism: Lolium rigidum
Lineage: Eukaryota; Viridiplantae; Streptophyta; Magnoliopsida; Poales; Poaceae
Product: serine/arginine repetitive matrix protein 1
Exons: 12
Coding region: 113-2587 (824 amino acids)
Biological process (GO): mRNA processing; regulation of mRNA splicing, via spliceosome
Cellular component (GO): spliceosomal complex
Molecular function (GO): RNA binding
Source: RefSeq, a predicted model, not a curated record